GUGCCUUGAUACUUUGGCGCUCUCUACAACCUUGCGCACGUCGACGUAUCGAAUCUUUGACGUCGUGAGUAUUGCUCUGGUAAGCUGCCCAAGGUCACGCCCUCCAACAAGCGAUAAUCGAGCAUUGUCGUCAGUAUACAUAUACAAGCUUUUCAGCCACCCGCCUUCUUCCUACGCAAUGGUCAAAAGAGCAGCCGCUUUAGCCCCGGGAGGCGGUCAUGCACCAACAACGACGGCGCCAGGCGCGGGCACGGGCAAGGGCAAGCGUAAAGCAGUGUCUGACCAAGCAGAGUCAGACGUCGUCGUCCCAUCAUCCCCGGCCACCACCGAGAGCUCUUCGAACGGAUUCAAAAUCGCACUUUCCUACGUGCACAGUUUUCUGUCAGUGCAUUUUCCAGGCUCUGCCGCCGCUCUCGCGACAGAGUCCAAGUCAGGGUCCGGAUCCACAAAUGGCUCGGAUGGUAGACCGACGAAGAGGGCUAGAAAAUCGGCAGACAUGGUUCAGGAAGUGUUGAGUGGACUGGAAGAGGUGGAGAUGGACAUGGAAGUGGGUGCUGUGCCUCAAGAGCCCACCGUUGCGUCGAAGGUGGAGCAAGGCACGCGCCAAGUCGCCAAGUCGGACGACAAGGACGGGGACAGUGAUAGUGAUAGCAGUGACGAGAGCGAUUCAUCCAGCAGCAGCGACUCAUCCUCAUCGUCCAGCUCCAAUUCAAGCUCAAGCUCGAGCUCCGCCUCCUCCUCUUCCUCCUCUUCCUCCUCUUCCUCCUCUUCAUCCUCGUCCUCAUCCUCAUCCUCAUCCGAAGACUCCUCACAACCAACGCCAAGCUCAGCAGGUCGCAAAGCAGCUCAGCCAGUUGUGACGACUGCUACAAGCCCCACAAUUACCAGCGAUGAUGCCUCAGAUCCGGGAAUCUCUUCACCAGCGAAAGCGGACGCUGAAAAGAAGCAGGCUUCAGAAAGCAAGCAGGCAAGCGAAAGCGGCAGCGACAGCGAUACCAGCAGCAGCAGCAGCAGCAGCAGUUCGGAUACCGAAUCAGAAUCGAGUUCCAGCUCGAGUUUGACUUCAGAAUCAGACUCGGAUUCUGACUCUGAUUCUGAUUCUGACUCUGACUCUGAAUCCGACUCCGAUACGGAUGCGCAAGAGAAGGAGGCACAAGCAAACGCUGCACUGGUCAAGAUCAAGCAAGAGCCAGGAGUGAGUCCUGCAGUGGCAGCGGCAAGAGCAGCAGCAGUCACACCUGUCAGGGUGGUCAAAGCUUCUGAGAGGACCAAUGAGAAGACUGGACCAGCAGAGACUGCAACACAGCCGGCUGUGGCGAAGAAGAAGAGCGUCGCAAAGGCUUUACUGGAGAAGAAGCUGGAAAGCGCAAAGGCGAAUGCCAAGAAGGCAAAGGCGGACUCGGCUUCGGAAUCAGAUUCGGCAUCGUCCAGCUCUGACUCGAGCUCGAGCUCUGAAUCCAAUUCGUCCGACAGCUCCAGCUCCAGUUCCAGUUCCGAAUCUGAGUCGGGCUCAGACUCCGAUUCCGAUUCCGAUUCCGACUCCUCGUCUUCUUCUUCCUCAUCUUCCUCCUCCUCAUCAUCUUCUGCUUCCUCCUCUUCUUCUUCCUCUUCUUCGUCGUCAUCUUCAGCAUCAGUGGCAAAGCCUGCCGCCGCCAUCUUGGCAGUGGAACCAAAGACGAGCACACCAGUAGUAGCAACAAGCACCGCAGCCACGGCUUCACUCCCGUCCUUGAGCGCUUCGCCCUCCGUCGACACCUCUACCGGCAAGGUAAAGCGUCAAACGGGUGUUCCCUUUUCGCGCAUCAAGGCCGACGCUGUCGAGUACGCGCACGACGGCAUGAGGGACAUGUCAUACAGAGCCCUUGCCGGAACUUCUGGCUAUGGAGCUAAAGCGGCGGCAGACUUUGCACCUGCGAAGGGUAAAGCUUUUACAAAGGCAAAGAACAAGAUGAAGAGGGGCAAUUACAGAGCUGGUGGAGAAGCGAUCGACAUGGGAAGCAAGUCCUUCAAGUUCACGUACGACGAUGAAUAGGUCUUGAUUCCGACAUUCCCGCAGCGCAUAGGACUCAAAUGCUGAACGCCAUACGAUUCACAAAGUCGCCC
Molecule: messenger RNA, 2103 nt
Organism: Ceraceosorus guamensis
Lineage: Eukaryota; Fungi; Basidiomycota; Exobasidiomycetes; Ceraceosorales; Ceraceosoraceae
Exons: 4
Coding region: 179-2032 (617 amino acids)
Source: RefSeq, a predicted model, not a curated record